Messenger RNA from Ziziphus jujuba (common jujube), 5476 nucleotides. RefSeq names its product phospholipid-transporting ATPase 1. Gene Ontology annotation, molecular function: ATP binding; ATP hydrolysis activity; ATPase-coupled intramembrane lipid carrier activity. Lineage: Eukaryota; Viridiplantae; Streptophyta; Magnoliopsida; Rosales; Rhamnaceae. The record is from RefSeq and is a predicted model, not a curated record. Gene Ontology annotation, biological process: phospholipid translocation. Gene Ontology annotation, cellular component: plasma membrane. The transcript has 9 exons. The coding region runs from base 1056 to 4916 and encodes 1286 amino acids.
UAAGAAGGAGAGAGAGAGAGAGAGAGAGAGAGAGAGAGUGAUAGAAAAGGAAAGUGGAGGAAAAUUGAAAGAUGUAUGUGGAAGUAAAGCGAGAGAAUGCACAGUAAGAAGAAAGGUGGCGUGGCUGCAGCAAAAAAGACGAAACCAACAAGAGGAGGAAGAAGAGGAAUCACAAGCUCUGUGACCAGGCAAAUACCCAUCCACCCACCCACCAAGAUUCAUGGUUUUCCGCUCCUUUUUCUCGAUUUUCUCGGCCUCCGAGCUUUUCUCACUCGCUUUCUCAUCCCAAAAUUCACCGUUUUUCGAACAAAAAUUGUCCUAAAUUAGUCACUCUCUGCACCUUAAAGUUUCUUCCUUUAUCGAACCCUAAUUUUUUUUUUCUUUUCUUUUACAAUUCGCAUGAACCAAUCUGUAGGAUUAGAGUUCCUGAUUUGGUUCAUGAAAAUCUGAAAAGAUUAAAAAAUAUAUAUAUAUAUAUAUAAAAAACCCUUGAGGGUUUCAGAACUUCGAUCUGUGGUCGCUGAUCGGAGAGUCUUUCUCUUUGUCUGAGUUUAUGUCAGUGUCUGGCAUUUCUUAUUUUCUUUUUCUUUUUAUUUUUUCUUACUUUUGGUUAUGAUUUCGUAUUCAGUGCAUUGAAAGACAUCUGAAAAUCUGAUCAGUUCCAUUCCACGAAUUACGAGACGAUAAGCCAUCUCCUUUUUUGUUUCCUUUUAUCAGAGAGAUUCAAAUGCUACCCAUAAAAGCAAUUCUGAGAGGAAGGUGCUUGUGAGCUGCAUUCUGAAGAGGGUGCCUGGUGAUUGGUGAAAGCUUAAACAGAUUUCUGAAUGCUACUUUGUAAUGUGAGGUCGAAACACAAUUGCAGUGGUAGCCAGGGGUCUGAGCAAAUAGAGCUUAAAAUUACUCUGGCUAAUUGGGUUUCUUUCCAGGGGUUUGAGUUGGAGAGAAACAGUAAUUUUAGACUGCUAUUGAACGUUUGUUCAUUGUUGGCUAGAAGUGGAGGUAAAAUUCAUGUGUAAUUCUCCACUGCCAGGAAUGUGGUCAUUGGAGAAUUACAUAUGACUACAGGGGACCCGUUGCUGUCUCUUGGGGAUCGUUCUUCAUUUGACCGGCCCUCCAUUGGCAGCACUUAUGCAACUUCAGCUUCUUCCCUUCUGGAGGACAGCGAAUACUGUCUCACUCGUACCUCCGACGUGAACGAUUCUGAAGAAGCCACCAGAUCUGUUGGAGACACUAAUUGCCUUGAGAAACCACCCUCUAAGUUUUCAACUUGUCGUGCAUCAAGAAAGCAUUUCAGUUCCGCGGAGUCUCAGUUCUUUUCGCAGUUUCCAUUGGAAUUCCCCAUACCGGAUAGAAGACGCCUGGUGACGUGGGGUGCAAUGGAGCUGCAAAAUUUCAACAGUGAUUCAGCGGCUUUUGAAAUCUCCAGGGCGACAACUCCAGAGCAGGAGAAGUUGAGCAAGUCUCAGAGGGUAUGCCAUAAAAGCGUGCAGUUUGAAGAUAACCAAUUGCAUGGCAAGAGUCCGAGGUUAAUUUAUAUUGAUGAUCCAAGGAGGACAAAUGACAAGUAUGAGUUCACUGGGAAUGAGAUUCGAACUAGCAAAUACACCUUGAUCACUUUCUUGCCCAAGAAUAUAUUCAUUCAGUUCCAUCGGGUUGCUUAUUUGUAUUUCUUAGGGAUUGCUGCUCUCAACCAGCUUCCACCUCUGGCAGUCUUUGGGAGAGCGGCGUCCCUUAUUCCCCUCCUGCUUGUGCUUUCUGUCACGGCUAUUAAAGAUGGCUAUGAGGACUGGCGAAGGCACAGAUCAGAUCAGCAUGAGAACAACAGAGAUGCACUUGUGCUUCAAUCUGGUAAGUAUCUAGCAAAGAAAUGGAAAAAUAUACAAGCAGGUGAGGUUGUGAAGAUUUGUGCUGAAGAGACAAUUCCAUGUGACAUGGUUUUGCUGGGGACAAGUGAUUCUAGUGGAAUUGCCUACAUUCAGACAAUGAAUUUAGAUGGUGAGUCCAACUUGAAAACAAGGUAUGCCCGGCAGGAAGUAGCUUCAGCUGUGUCUGAAGGAUGUGAAAUAUCAGGUCUUAUCAGAUGCGAGCAACCUAAUAGGAACAUUUAUGAGUUCCAUGCCAACAUGGAGUUUCAGGGGAAUAAAUUUCCGCUAAGCCAAUCAAACAUAGUUUUACGUGGUUGCCAGCUAAAGAAUACAGAUUGGGUAAUUGGUGUAGUAGUAUAUGCUGGGCAGGAAACAAAAGCAAUGUUGAAUAGUGCUGCUUCUCCUUCCAAGAGAAGCAGACUGGAAGGUUACAUGAACAGAGAAACCAUCUGGUUGUCUGUCUUCCUUUUUGUCAUGUGUUUUGUUGUGUCCCUUGGGAUGGGCCUAUGGCUUAUACGUCACAAGGAUCAGCUUGAUACACUGCCUUAUUAUAGGAAAAUAUACUUUAACAAAGGGAGGGAUAAUGGGAAAAAAUACAAAUAUUAUGGGAUACCUUUGGAGAUUCUUUUCUCUUUUUUGAGUUCUAUCAUAGUUUUUCAGAUAAUGAUACCGAUAUCUCUGUAUAUUACAAUGGAAUUGGUUCGUUUGGGUCAGACAUUUUUCAUGAUCGAAGACAAGCACAUGUUCGAUAGCAGUUCUGGCUCAGGUUUUCAAUGCAGAUCUCUGAAUAUAAAUGAGGAUUUGGGUCAAAUACGCUACAUAUUCUCCGACAAAACAGGGACACUAACUGAAAACAAAAUGGAAUUCCAAAGAGCAAGUGUAAAUGGCAUAAAUUAUGGGACCUCCUUGCCUGUGGCUGAUCCGUUGCAUGAAAAGAAUGUUGCAGGUUUAGGUAAGAGGAAGUGGAAGCUUAAAUCUGAAAUUGCUGUUGAUUCUGACCUUGUGGAGUUGUUACACAGAGACUCAAGUGGAGAUGAAAGGAUUGCUCCGCAUGAGUUUUUCCUUACAUUGGCUGCAUGUAACACUGUGAUCCCAACUAUUGAUCAAGAUACAUCUUCCAGCUGCACAGAAAGUGAAUUACAUGAUAAAGUAGAAACUAUUAGUUACCAGGGGGAAUCUCCUGAUGAGCAAGCACUAGUUGCUGCAGCGUCUGCUUAUGGAUAUACUCUCUUUGAGCGCACAUCUGGGCAUAUUGUGAUUGAUGUCAAUGGUGAGAAUCUAAGGCUGGACGUGUUGGGCCUUCAUGAGUUUGAUAGUGUGCGGAAACGAAUGUCCGUGGUUAUUAGAUUCCCUAACAAUGCUGUAAAGGUGUUGGUGAAAGGUGCUGAUACUUCAAUGUUCAGCAUUUUAGCUGACUCUGGGAUGGAUGAUCAUGUAAGAAGUGCAACACAGAAGCAUCUAUCUGAAUAUUCAUCACAAGGUUUACGUACUCUUGUCGUUGCUGCCAGAGAUCUUACAGGCGAAGAACUUCAGCAGUGGCAAUACAUGUAUGAAGAUGCUAGUACUUCAUUAACUGAUAGGGCCAUAAAACUUCGUCAAACAGCAGGUUCAAUAGAAUGCAAGUUAAAGCUUCUUGGGGCAACUGCAAUUGAGGAUAAACUGCAAGAUGGUGUGCCAGAGGCCAUUGAAUGCCUCCGGCAAGCAGGUAUCAAGGUCUGGGUUCUGACUGGAGACAAGCAAGAAACGGCUAUUUCCAUUGGUGUUUCUUGUAAGCUAUUGACAGCAGAUAUGCAACAAAUUAUUAUUAAUGGAAAUUCAGAGGAUGAGUGCAGGAAUCUUUUGGUUGAAGCGAAGGCCAAAUAUGGGAUUAAAUCACCAACCAAACAAAAUCACAGUUUGAAAUGGAAAAAAAAUGCUGAAAAUGACUAUCUUGAAGUACCUGGCAGUGCAAAGUCAUUCAGUGUGCAACAGUGGUACGCAGGGAAGAAAGGAGUUACAGCUACAACUGCACCAUUGGCACUAAUAAUUGAUGGGAAUAGUUUGGUCUACAUUUUGGAGAAAGAUCUGGAGUCAGAGCUUUUUGAUCUUGCAAUAUCCUGUCGGGUUGUGCUAUGUUGCCGUGUUGCACCUUUGCAGAAAGCUGGAAUAGUUGAUCUAAUCAAGACUCGAACUGAAGAUUUGACGCUGGCCAUAGGCGAUGGGGCCAAUGAUGUUUCAAUGAUCCAAAUGGCGGAUGUUGGUGUUGGAAUUUGUGGUCAGGAAGGGCGUCAAGCUGUGAUGGCAUCUGAUUUCGCUAUGGGACAGUUCCGGUUUUUGAAAAGAUUACUUUUAGUGCAUGGACAUUGGAAUUAUCAGCGAAUUGGUUAUUUAAUUUUAUACAACUUCUAUCGCAACGCUGUUUUUGUGUUGAUGCUAUUCUGGUAUAUACUUUGCACAGCUUUUUCUACAACUUCUGCAUUAACAGAUUGGAGUAGUGUAUUAUAUUCUGUAAUUUAUACUUCUGUCCCUACAAUUGUUGUUGGUAUUAUGGAUCAAGACUUAAGUCAUAGGACACUGUUAAAGUAUCCAAGAUUAUAUGGUGCGGGACAUAGACAUGAAGCAUACAAUUUACAGCUGUUUUGGAUAACAAUGAUCGACACAUUAUGGCAGAGUCUCGUUAUCUUCUACAUACCUGUGCUCACAUAUAAGGAGAGCACAAUAGAUAUAUGGAGCAUGGGCAGUUUGUGGACAGUAGCGGUUGUUAUCCUUGUGAAUAUGCACUUGGCAAUGGACAUCCAGCGGUGGGUAGUUGUUACUCAUGUUGCAGUGUGGGGAUCAAUAGUUAUUACAUAUGGCUGUGUGCUGAUAUUAGAUUCUUUCCCUAUGUUUCCCAAUUACUGGACUGUAUAUCAUUUGGUCAAGUCACCCAAGUAUUGGCUCACCAUUUUGCUUAUUACAAUUGUAGCAUUGCUCCCUCGUUUUCUUUUUAAAGUAGUACAGGAAAUUUUUUGUCCUUCAGAUAUUCAGAUAGCUAGAGAAGCUGAGGUAUUAAGUAAACAAGAUGAAAUAUAACGUCAAGGCAACAUCAAGGUUCAAAUGAUGUGCAUGACACUCUUUUAGACAAUCCAUAUUUGAGAUGGAUUCUGAUGAUUUUAUCCAUCAUGUGGCUUUCCUGUGGCACUCAGUCGUAUUGUUAAUUGUGUCGUUCCUCAAAUGAGUUGCAUCAAGCUGAAAGCAUAUGAACUCAGUUAUCAGCAUUUGUCAAGGGAGCAUGGCGCAGAGUCGCGGGGUAGAUUGUGGUUUGAGCCAAGAGGACGGGGUGUGAGACAUAUCGAUCAUUAAAAGUCAUUUAGAAGUUGAGACGGGAAGGGAGAAAAGGUGAAGAAAGGAGGCCGAAGCAUAGAAGUUUGGUCGAUGCAUUAUUUGGGUUCUCUGGCGGCACAAAGUGAAAAUAACAGGGUGGUGUACAGAUUUUUCCUCCUCAGGUAGCACAGAGAGGAAAUCUAAUAGAUUGAGAGAAAAUAUAGUAUAUAAUAGGUCUUGUAAAAAGCAGGUUUGACAAUUUUUUACACCUCAACAGUGAAAUUAUACAAGAAAAUUAAUUGUAAUUUGUACUACCACUGUUCUACAUC